AUGGGAUUCAUCGCCUUGACGAGCCUUGCAGGCGAAAAUUUCCAGCAGAGGGGAGGGACCGAGAGAAAACGAGCAGCCAGACAGAAUGGCAGUGCUGCCAGUGCUGCUCAGGGGGAUAUGUCACAGCUGAGCCGACGAGAACGACGAGCGAUACAGUUUGCUGACAGGAAAGUGUCUGCAGACAAUGAUGAAACCAGUGGAAAGCGACCUGAUUCUAGCGAGGAAGAGGAGGAGGAUGAAGAGGAGGAGGAGCAGUCCUACAACAAACUUAUGAAGAUGUUAAGCUCGGAUAAAGGGAACGAAGCUCUUCGGGCAAGACUUCUGGAAGAGACAGGAGGAGAAAGACAGGACGAUGAAGACGAAGAACUCGAGGAGGAGGAGGAGGAGGAGGAGGAGGAGGAGGAGGAGGAGGGAGACGACGAAGACGGCGAACUCGAAAGCGAGGAAGGCGAGGAGGAGGACGAGGAAAAGGAAGAGGAGGAUGGCGAGGGCGAAGAGGGGACACUUGAGAAUGAAAGCUCGGAACAGAACAGCGUAGAUGCUGAUGAUCAGGAUGAGGAAGGAGAGGAUGUAGAAAAGGAGGGGGGCAGAGGAUCGAGGAAAAGAGGGAAGUCACGAAGGGCGACGAAGAAGGGGCUGGAAGACGACCUAGAGGAGCUCGGGCUCGAUGCAGGUCAACUUGGGAUGAUCCAGCUGCAAGAGCAUGACGACAUGGCAGAGGAGCCGGAGGCUGAGGAGUCGGAGGCAGAGCAGGACGAGGGAACCGCGGACGCAAGGGAGGAGGCGACCGGCUACCAGAAGCACAUCUCGUCCUUCUCCUUGGAUAGUGCGAAGGUGGAGUCGUUCCUGCAGGCUCGCAACGGGGGCAAGUGGAGGAAAAAGCAAGUGGAGGGUCUGCCGGUUCCCUUGCUGUGGAGAGCAGGGAGCCAUGGGGUCAACCCCUUUCCGCGGGAAGCUGCGGACCUGUCGGGCUACCCAGCUGAAAUCACGAGAUUGUUUGCGGCCGCCGCUGAGCGGACGAGCAAAGACGAGAAGAAGAAGGAGCUCUACGGCGAGCCCUCUCCUCGCGGCAGGGACGGGCUGACGAAACUUCAAAGCGCCCUCCUGCCCCAGCUCGCAAGCUACAUGGACUUGCACUACUGCAUGCGCACUUGCUCGCAGGCCAACGAGAUCCGCGAGAUGGUCGGGCUCCAUGUGGUGAACCAUGUGACGAGGUCGCGGGAAGAGAUUCACAGCAACAACCUCAAGCUCAAAAAGGACAAGAGCUUCCCCGCAAAAGACCAGGGAUUCACGAGAUGCAAGGUUCUCGUGCUCCUGCCAUGUCGCAACUCGGCCUGGCGGUUCAUCAAGAAGCUGCUGGAGCUUGCUCCUUCUGCGCAGCGACCCAAGGGGAGGAUCGACAACCUUCAGAGAUUUCAAGAAGAAUUCGGACCAGGAGACAAGACAGAACGCAAGGAGGACAAGGAACGGCUGCUCAAGGUUGGAGUGGAUCACUGGGAGAGGUUCGAGGGGAACACGGAAGAUCACUUCAGGAUCGGCAUUCAGCUGCACUCCAAAUUUGCCCGUCUAUUCGCUCCCUUCUACACAGCAGACAUCAUCGUCGCCUCCCCCCUGGGGUUGCGCAUGAUCGUCAAGUCAGCCGAUGGAGGGCUGACCCUGGGAGGAGAAGCUGACUUCUUGUCGAGCGUCGAGGUCCUCGUGAUCGACCAGCUGGACUAUCUGCUCAUGCAGAACACCGAUCAUCUCUAUACCGUGCUGGGCGCCAUGAACAGGCAGCCCAUCAAGCCGAGAGGAGCAGAUUUCGCACGACUGCGAGAAGUCUUUUUGGAUGACCUGCAGAAGUACUUCCGCCAGACUCUCAUCUUCUCCUCUGUUUGUACCCCGGACGGCAACGCGAUCAUGAGCAGGAGCUCCUUCAAUCUGAGGGGCAUGGUGAAGACAGCAGAGGAGCACAAGGGAUCGAUCAGGAAGGUUUUGCAACAUAUUCACGUUCGUCAAAUGUUCAUCAAGAUGCCGCUCAAGGAGAACCUGAAAGACGCCGACGAUGCGCGAUUUUCAUACUUCUGCGACAACAUCUUCAGUCAAGUGCACGGAUCCUGCCAGUCCCAUACUCUCCUUGUCGUCCCCUCCUACCUGGACUUCGUCAGGUACUCCGAUGCUCCUCAAGUCUUGAGAGCGAGGGGAGAUUUCUUCCAUGGGCGCAAGGAUGUACUCCUCAUCACUGAGCGAUUCCAUUUCUACUUCAGAUUCCGAAUUCGCGGAAUCCGCCACAUCGUAUUCUACUCUCUCCCGCAGGCAACCUCACCCUGCUCACACCAGCAAGAUCUAACUUCCCCUCAGUUCCCUGAGUUCUACACGGAGCUUGUCAAUCUCAUCUCACUGCAUGACGAUGUCGGAGGAACGGUGACAAGCCUGUACUGCAAGCAAGACCAGCUCAACCUACAGCGAGUGGUGGGCAGCAGCAGGGCCGAACAGAUGCUCUCGUCCGACAAAACAGUUCAUAUGUUUGCUUAG
Guillardia theta CCMP2712 is the source of this 2514-nucleotide messenger RNA. RefSeq lists its product as hypothetical. Bases 1 to 2514 code for a protein of 837 amino acids. The record is from RefSeq and is a predicted model, not a curated record. Gene Ontology annotation, cellular component: small-subunit processome; nucleolus. Lineage: Eukaryota; Cryptophyceae; Pyrenomonadales; Geminigeraceae. The transcript is spliced from 25 exons. Gene Ontology annotation, biological process: maturation of SSU-rRNA from tricistronic rRNA transcript (SSU-rRNA, 5.8S rRNA, LSU-rRNA). Gene Ontology annotation, molecular function: U3 snoRNA binding; rRNA binding.